This is a messenger RNA of Sycon ciliatum, 2543 nucleotides long. Its product is annotated as N-acetylglutamate synthase, mitochondrial-like. Gene Ontology annotation, molecular function: L-glutamate N-acetyltransferase activity, acting on acetyl-CoA as donor. Gene Ontology annotation, biological process: L-arginine biosynthetic process; glutamate metabolic process. The record is from RefSeq and is a predicted model, not a curated record. NCBI's taxonomy places the organism in Eukaryota, Metazoa, Porifera, Calcarea, Leucosolenida, Sycettidae. Gene Ontology annotation, cellular component: mitochondrial matrix. The transcript has 13 exons. Bases 257 to 2083 code for a protein of 608 amino acids.
UGCUGCAGGUCAGUUCGGUCGAUCGGUGGCUCUGAAAAAUUAAAAAAUAUUUUUCCAGAGCUCCGUCCUGUCGCUCUCUCCGCAUCUGGGCACCAUCCCAGAGCCAUCCAAGGAGAGAAGACUGUGCUAGGGACCGGGUUCAGUGCAGUCGGCAAGAGCGGAACACGUCCAGGCUCCGACAUUAUCACCUACACUCGCUACCUGGUCGUGCUACAUAGAUCGCAGGCGGGCGUGGGGCAGUGGUCACUGACGGGACAUGGAGAAAAUCUCGUCCUGCUCCAAAUCAAUCUGUUUGCGCCGGAAUCUGCUCGGUUCGUUGCGAAGCAUUGGCUCACUGACCUCCUCUUCGUCGCCCAGCACAGUAUUGCCUUCGACAAGGAGCGGAGAAACUGGCUCAAGUGCAAGCCCUCCGACGAGUCCCAACUGCUUUCGUGCUCGCCACACGCACAGCGCGGCGGCCUCAGCUGAUGCGUCAAGCUAUGCACGUCUGGCGCGACGACGUUUGAGUCCAUCGUUCGUCCGCUCGUACUCCUACGAUGGCAUCGGCUCGCACGGCGAACCCCUGCUGGCAUCAGUGGACACCCUGCACGACCUCAAAACAUUCCUCACCAAGGUCGGCACUGACAGUAAGGAGGCGCGAUACUGGCUGAAGCAUUUCCAGGAGAGCACAGCCCUGGGAUCGAGCCCCUUCGCAGUCGUGUUCAUCCCAGCAUUGCUGAUGCGAGAUGCUCACUCGGUCAACGCUAUAUCCGAGACCAUGGCGUUCCUCCAGCGUAACAACAUGCGCGCCGUGAUGGUGCACGGCGUGCGACCACGCAAGCUCAUGCGAGAGCUGAAGGAGAACAACCGGAUGGCGUACGGCGAGAUGAACUUCUCCAACACGCCGUGGGCCAAGCUCCGAGCGGCUCAGCAGCUGCUCGACUCCAACAGCAUGUACCUUAUCGACGCGCUGUCCAAGAGCCAUGCCUUUGCCCAGAUUGUCCCAUCCACUAGUGUCUUCUACGUGGAUAGCUCUUAUCAGGGGAGUGACUCUGGACCCAACGAUAACACAAACAUGUGUACAGUGGACUCCGAGCUGCUCAGAUGGUGCUUGAAGAGCGGCAACAUUCCCGUAGUGUCUGCCAUGGCGCAGUCGGCGGAUGGCCGUGUCGUUCACCUUGAGCCGUUCGACGCUGUUGCAUCUCUUGUGCGUACACUGCAGCCGCGUAAGGUGAUUCUUCUGAACCAGACGGGUGCCCUGAUCAACAUGACAACGGGCAGUAAGGUGUCCGAAGUCAACAGUCCCGGUGACAACGCAUCGCUGCUGGGACAGCCGUGGUGCCAGGGCCGACUCAAGGAGAAGCUACAGCGCAUACUGAACAUGCUGGAGUCGCUACCGGAGAACGGAUCGGUGACCUUGACCUCGCCGAUGACCAUUCUGAGAGAGCUAUUCACACAUCACGGCGAUGGAACUAUAUUUCAGAAGAGAGACCGCGUUCUGGUCCACAACACUCUUGAGGGUAUCGAUACACACCGACUGCGCAGCCUUCUGUGCACAUCAUUUAAUUCAGAACUGGACCCGGCCUACUUUGAGAAACUCAAGCCCAAACUUAACAAGAUAUAUUUAUCGGAGAGAUAUAGUUUUGCGGCUAUCGUGACAAAUGAGGAAGGUGCCGAAGGCGUCCCCUACCUGGACAAGUUUGCCGUCAUCGGAAAAAGCCAGGGCCAGGGGUCGAGCCAAGCCUUGUGGGACCUGUUACGCCGUGACUUUCAAACUCUAUUCUGGAGAUCGUACACAGCUAAUCGAUUCAACGAAUGGUACUAUCCUCGCUGCUGUGGUCUGCAAAGUGUCAACAAGUGGAAAGUGUUCUGGUAUGGUUUCACUGACUACCAACUGUCACAGAAGAUAGUACAAGCAGCUGGAGCCAUGCCGGAGUCGUUCAUUGAGAAGAGGCCCGACGUUGCUGAUGAGCUGGACAUGACAAGACCAUCGACUUGGUCCUCAAGCCCAGCUGCCAGCGACCAAGGCAAUGUUGAAUCCACCAAGCGGCAAGCAACCGGGACUAACGAGGAGAUGGUCUACAAAGCCCUGGAGGCCAUCUAGACCCCCUCUGUCCCCAUAUUUAUCUCAUUGUGCUGGGCGCAAUGUUUGUCAAUGCUUUGCUCUGUUAAAGCUUGUGAUAUCCACGUCGUCUUUUGUAAAUUUCGGAAUUGUCUUCAUUGAGCAUUAGCCAUCUACCUGCCUUCUCGCAGCAUCAGCAUUUUCUGUCCUCCAAUGUCCUGGAUGUAGCACCAAACGGUGCCCGUCUCCGCACCCUCGACCUUCAAGUUUCAUCCGUAAUCUGUACCCACGCUGCAACACCAAUUCGAAAUUUCUAAUCAAAUAAUAGAUUUCGUUCUGCACUUCUCUAAACACAGUGCACUAGAGUGUAUCAUGUAUGUACAUGUUGCGAAAUUCGAUUAGAUUAUUAUUUACGCACAUUGUAUAAUUAUGGUUUUUGUCUUGUAGAGUCUCAUGUAUGAUGUCAUAAUGGUCUAUUGUACAUGUGAAUAUGGUAUGAUGU